Messenger RNA from Closterium sp. Yama58-4, 4404 nucleotides. NCBI's taxonomy places the organism in Eukaryota, Viridiplantae, Streptophyta, Zygnematophyceae, Desmidiales, Closteriaceae. The record is from the annotation of a GenBank genome assembly.
AUGACAGUGGCGAAGAGGGUUUCCACGUUCGUGGACAAACACAAUGCUCAAAGCAUAGCCACCGCCGUUUUGUCGUGGCACAGCAGCAACCUAGUUCCGACCGUACGACUCACAAGCCACCCCUGCGGCAUGCGGCUCCUCUCCGCCGCUUUCUCCGCUUUCCCGUGCUCUCCCCUCUCGCCGCUGGCCGCUCCGUUAGUCUCGUCGCCACAUUGCGCCACGGCGCGCCGCGUGCCGCGCCAUCAUCUCGCCAUUACUUUGUUUCCGCGGCUCCGGUUCCGCCUUACCUCUCGCAUAGCGCGCGCGGUUGAGCGGCAUGGCGCGCAUGGUGCAGUGCCCGCGCUGCCGCGCCGUGCUGCAGGAGCCGCCGCCGGGCAACCCUUUCUACAAGCCCUCGCUCUUGUUCUCUCGUGCCCCGCAUGCGUCCUUACCCUCCCCACCUUCGUUCCGCCCGCUCACCCGUUUCCCCGCUCCCAUUGCCCCCAUCUCGUGCGCGCAGCGCGCCACGCCGUGUACGGGGGAGUGCCGCGCCACCCCGUCGGCAUUGACGUCGGAGGACGCUCGUCCGCCUCCUUCUCCCCCCUCCCGCCGCCCCACUCGCGCGGGCCCCCCGUUCCGCGCAACCACAGCGCGGACCGCCCCCCGCCGUCUCUCUUCGCGUCGCCGCACGCCACCCCUCCGCGCCCCCCGCAGAUCUCCAAGUCUCUCUCGCAAGGCGCAUCCUCCUCCACGCUUCAGAAUACUCCCGCCUCCGCCUCUCCCCGCGCGUCCGCGGCCUCCUCUUCCCCGCGCACCUCCCUUUCCGCCGACCCCUCGUCCCUCUCCUUCCGCCCGCGCGCCCUCUCCGCCUCCUUUGCUGGGCGCGGCGGGGCGGGCGCGCGGGCAACGCUGUUUGGCCACGAGAUGGCGGAGUGGGGGGACGAGGGCGCGGAGGAGGAAGAGCCCGCGGAGGCGGGCGCAGGGGCAUGGGCGGGGGAGGGGAAGGGCGGAGGGGCGGAGCCAGGGGAGGGCGGAUUCGGCGGCCAGGCGGACUCGCCUUACCGCAGGGGCAGGGGGGAGGAGGUCAGUGGCGGAGGGGCGCAGGCAUGGGCGCAGGGUGGCGGGCGGGAGGAGGAGGGCAGUGGGGAGUGGGGGCAGGGCGAGGGGGACGAGGGGGGCGCGCCAGUGGCGACAGCCAGCAGCCCCCCCAACCCCUCCGCCGCGUUUGGGCGCCAGUCCACCCUUCCCCCGCGCCUGCCCCGCCACGCCAGUCCCCUCCAGGCGCCCUCCCCGCGCUCCUCCGCCCGACCGGGCGCGGCAAGGCGGAGGGCGCUGGGGUCUGGCAUGUGGGCGGGGUCAGGGGGGAGCGGGAGGUGGGCGCAGGGGGAGGGGAACAGCGAGCGGGAGGGGGAGGAAAGGGGAGAGGAGGGGGAGGAGGCGGAAGAAGGGGAGGCAGUGGUGUGGCCGAAGGGGUGGGCGGAGAUAGAUGCAGCAUGGUCGGAGGGGGAUAUGGGGGGGAGCAUGGGCGGAAGCAUGGGCGGAAGCAUGGGGGGAGACAUGGAUGGGGGAGUGGCGUGCACCCAGAGCAUGGAUAGCGGGGUCCCAACGAGGCAUGCGUCGAUGGCUUUCCACUUCUCGCCCGCUGUGCUCGCCCCCUCCACGCACUCUCCCCGCUCCUCCUCCUCUAUGCACCGCUCGCUCUCCGUGCCUCGCCGCCUGGCUGCUGGGGCAGCCGGCGCAGGAGGAGAGAAUGCAACGGGGUGUAAUGGUGUUGAGGGGGACGAGAGCGAAGGGGAGGUGGGGGUGUCGCAGGGAGAGGGCGUGCAGGCAGAUACCGCUGCUGGUGCACCGCCCUCCCCCUCACCUCUCUCCCCGUCACCCCUCUCCCCCUCGCCUCUCUCCCCUGCUGUGUCCAGCAGUCGCCACAUAGCGCGCAGCUUUCAGAGUGCAAGGGAAGUGAGGGGCGGGGCGGGCAUGGUGGGCACCCAUGCCACGGGCAGCGCUCCUGGGUCACCCAUGCGGGGGGCAGCAGCCCUGCAGGCAACAGCCCUGCAGGCUGUAGCGCGCAUGGCAUCGGUGGGAGGGGAUGCAGCGGCGGCUGGGAAUGCAGGGGCGGAGGAGGCGAGGGGCAGUGGCAGGGCGGAGGGCGGAGCAGCAGAGGGGCGUGGGGAAUCGGACAGAGGGGAGGGCAGCCAAGCAAGUGAGGCUGAUGGCAGCCGAUCGGGCAGGGAGAGUGCAGCGAACGGAGAGAGCAGGGGAGAGAAGGGUGGAGCCUUGGAGGCGGCGGAGGGGGAGGAGGGGCCAGCGAAGAUGAAGGUGACGCGGCGGCAGUACAUGGAGAUGAAACGCGCUGCCGAGGCCGCUGCUGCUGCUGCUGCUGCUGCUGCCCAGGCCGCUUCCCGGGGUGCUGCAAGUGGCAGCGGGGGAACGCAACCCGCCCCUGCCAUGCCCGCCACCCCGCGGUCACGCUUCGCUGAGGCUCUGCAGAGCCCGCGCCUGCUGCCGGAGUGGCACGGCGGGCGGGGCAUGGGCGCGGGCAGAGGAGCGGGUAGUGUGCUGGAGAGACGCAAGUCGGGUCUGCGAGGCAAGGCAGCGAGAGACGCGGCAUCUGCUGCUGCUGCUGCCGCUGGUGCUGCUGCUGCUGCUGCUGGUGCUGCUGGUGCUGCUGCUGCUGCCGCUGCUGCUGGUGCUGAAAGGGCUUCUAGUGAGGGCGGUGCUGUGGGUAGCAGCGUGCAGGGCGGAGGGGAGGGCAGCCGAGGUGCAGAUGUGGAGGGUGGUGGUGAUGCGAGGCAGGCAGGGAGCGUGGGCGAUGCAGGGGCACCUGGCGAGGUGGGGGAAGUUGAGGAGGGGGAGGGGGAGGUGGUGAAGGAGGCAAGGGAGGGCGGUGGUGCAGUGAGUGCUGACCUGCCGUGCCUGCCGCCGCCAGACGCCCCUCAAGUCGUGCAGUGUCCGCACUGCUCGCAAGCCCUCGCCGUGCCGCCCAUGCCGCGGCGGCGCAAGCAGGGAGGCACGCAGAAGCUGCGGUGCGGAGGCUGCCAGCAGGUCUCCACCUUCGCCACCCCGCCCCUCCCCUCCCACUCUCAACAACCCUACCAGCCGCCCUUCGCCCCCGCCCACCCCCUCUCCUCACCAUCAGCGUCCCUCAGCCCAUCCCCCCGGCACCCCCUCGCCUCCCCCUACCGCUCCCUCUCCUCCCCCCUCGCGCGCCUUCCCCCCGCCAUCCCCUCCAGCCCCCACGGCUCCCCCAGUUCCCCCAAUGCCACGCCCAGGGCGGCCCCCCAGUCCCCCCAAGGCGUGCCCAGGAGCACAAGCCAGGAGAGUGGGUCGAGGGGGGCGGGGGGGGGCUGGCAGGGGGGGAGGCAGGGCGUGGGGAGCAGGCGGGGGGACGUGACGAGAGACCUGUCGCCCCUCAGCGUGCCCUCGCCCCGCCUCGCCCGUGCUAGAGGCAACCCCGCCCCGUCGCCCCUCAAGGGGUAUUCAGGGGCAGGGAGCGCAGGGAGGGCUGUCAAUGGCAUUGUGGGGGGAGGGGCAGGAGGGGGGAGAGAGCGGGGAGGUGGGAGCUGCGUGGAGCAGGAGGGAGACGCAGAGGACGGGGAUGGGGCGGAUGUGGCGGUGCGUGUGAGUGGCAGAGAGAGGGAGGGCGAGUGGGAAGGGGCAGGGUGUGGGGCGGAAGGGUGGGAGGGACAGACGGGCGGAGGAGAGGGGCAGGAGAUAGAGGGAGAGGGGGAGGGGUGGGUGGGGGGCAGCAUGGGGAGCGAGUGGAGUGGGGGGGCGAGCACGGAGUGGAGUGGGGGAGGGGGCAGUGUUCAGUGGAGCGGUGACAGCGGCAGUGAGUGGGCGGGGGAGCGGGGCGGCGCGAGGGAGGGGGAGGCGUAUGAGCGGAGAGUGGUGGUGAACGGUGCAGCCAUCAGCGAUGCAGACGUGCAGCAGGCAGAGCUGCUGGCGGGGCCCAUCGACCCCGGCCACUACUGGUACGACGCGCGAGCUGGCUUCUGGGGAGUUGUGGGUGGGCCCAGCCUCGGCAUUCUGCCUGCCAACAUACCACAGCUGAGGGAGCCGAUGAGGCGGGACUGUUCAGGGGGGCGCACGCGUGUGCUGGUGAACGGCCGUGAGCUGUGCCAGCGCGACCUGGCGCCGCUCACACGGCGGGGCAUGCCGGGGGCAGCGCAGCGGCAGUACACGCUGGACGCCUCGGGGCACCUGCGUGACGCUGCCUCCAACGCCCUCGUCUCCCACCUCGGCCACCUCGCCCCCUCGUUUCCCCCACCUCUCACCUUUUUGCUUGCGCUGUUCCAGCGAUAUUCAUGGCGCGUCCCAAGCAUCGAUGAUCGAUCAGCGGCGUUCGCGAUUCCAUACGCCCCUCGAAACUUCGACAUGGGACUACUCCUCGCCAUGUCCGCUUACCUUUCACGAUCUCGUUGCUAA